GAAAGUUCUUACUAGUAAAUUUAUUGAUUACAGUGAUGUUUUUGAUAUACAAAAAAAGUUUCAGGACUAAAUUAUAGUUACCCAAAGGAUACUGUUGAUGCUAAUCUAGUUAUAGUUACCCAAAUAAAUAAAGGGAAAAUUGGAUAAAUAGGACACUUUGAACUUGGAUUUGUCACAUUAGGAUUUCUAGAAGAUAUUUUAGGAAAAUAGGAUUUUAGACCUUGUAAAAUACCAAAGUACCCUUAAUUUACCAAUUAUGUUGAAUUUAAAUUAUAAAUUAUAAUAAUUUUCGUAAUAGAUUUUAAUGUUAAAAUUAAAAUCUAUAAAAAUUAAAAAAAAAACACUAAAUGGGAAAAGGGAGACGCGGGAUGCCGCAAACCUAAUUCCCCUUUCUCCUUGUCUUCUCCGUCGUAGAGUCGUCGCUCUCCCACGGCGAUUUAGGGUUCAACGGUGAGAAGCUCUGUUCUUCGUCGGUGUUUCAUCAGCCCGUGGUCUCUACUCCCGUCUCCGUCACCAUCCUUUUCGAUCUCACUGAAGACACAACGGCUGCGAAUCGUUCUUCCUCUUCGUCGGGUCAAAUCGAUUUUUGAAGUGUUCUUCCAUCAAUUUCGCUUCUCAAUCUCACAAUUCUUCACAUAAGGUAUUGGAUUACAUCUAUAGAUUCUCAUAUUAAACGAAAUCGAAGUGUUCUUCCAUUAAAGCUCGAUUUUUUUUUAAAAACGAUUUGGCGUGUUUCUUAAACUAAUUUUGUUUCACGGAUUGGUUAAACAUCUUAUACAUCAUUAUUUGUGUGAUGAUAUUGAAACCUUUACAUGUUGAACUAACAAUUUUGUCACGGUUUGUAGCUAUGUCUGAGGAGCUACCGAAGAGGCUUUUUAAGGAGGGCGAGGAGCCCCGAGUUACUCAGAUCAACAACAACUGCAGGAUCGACUACAUAAUCCGAAAGUUCCAAGCGUGGCUGCCAAAGGAGUUGGAUGUCGUGAAGAAAGACCCGGUUUUUCAUCAGAUUUUUAAGCUCCAUGAGAAUGGUCUUGGAUACUCUGCCAGGGUGAUACACAGCUUCUUGUGUAGGGAGCUGGUGACUUUCUUACAGCACGAGCUAUGGUUUGUCUUUGCGAGGAGACCGCUUCGAUUCUCAUUGCAAGAGUUCCACGCCGUAACCGGGUUUGAAUGCGAUACUCAUAUCUCGCUUGAGGAGUUUGAAGAGUGGAAAUAUGAUGGUGGUUUCUGGAGCAAGGUUUUGAGGAGAAAAGAUGGAACAAUUACACUCUUCAACCUGUGGACUAAGGACAAGGAAGCUGUAAAGAAGUGGAGGAAUGCAGAUCGCAUACGUCUUGUCUACUUGGCGAUCAUUCUUUGUGUGGUAUUGGCGAGAGAUGAGAAGGCUAAUAUCCCCCUGAAGUACAUCGCGGUGGUCAUGGAUCUUGACAGAGUUCGAAGGUAUCCUUGGGGAGUUGCUGCUUAUGACCUUCUCUGCAAAUCAAUAGCCAAAAAUCGUUCCCAACUGAAGGAAAAGACCACUAGCUAUGUCUUGGAUGGCUUCUCAUACGCCUUGCAGAUUUGGGCAAUGGAAGCGGUACCAAAAAUUGGGAAGCUUUGUGGAAAAAAGCUGGAUAAGGGUUUCAAGGACGGUCCUAGAUGCAUAAACUGGAUGGGAGCUGCGAAGGUGUCAUAUGAGGAGAUCAUUCGCUUGGAGGAGAUUAUUACACCCAAGGAUGACAUCUACCCAUACAUCUCAUGGACAGGAAAUUAUGAUGUUGUCAAAGCUCAGGCGUUUCGCAGAGAUGAUGAUGUGGAGGAUGAUAGAAUCAAGGUUCUGAUGGAGAUGAUAAAGAAGGGGCAUGAUUUUAGUGAGCAUGUUUGGGAAACUGAAGAAAAUGAAGUGAUUUCUUUAUCUCUCGAUGACGAAUCAGCUGUGAAUGAUGAAGCAAGCGUGAAUGUUGAAGCAGCCGAGAGUGAUGACGACUUUCAGACUCCGAAAGGAUCAAAAAACGUUGGUUCUAGAUCAAAGAGGGGUAAAAAGAGGCUUCCCGAUCGUGGUAUGGAGAAGAGAAAGCAUAAGGUUCUCGCAAGUGGUGCAAAGCAAGCUCCUUUUAAUGAAGACAUGAAGGCUUUUAUGACACAGUUGUUUGAGCACAACUUCUCUGGAAUGGAACAAAGGAUACAGAAACAGAUGGCCGAGACAUUUGAGCAGAUGCGGACAGAGCUUAAACAAUCACGUAAGGAAGCCAGCGUUGAAGUUGAGCUUGGAGAGCCUUCACCGACAAAGCCAUCGACGAGCCAGGCACCGUUGAGGAGGUCCACACGCGGGGUAAACAAACACUAGUCUUCACCAUCCUCUUCAAUGUUAUUUUGUCUUGUUUAAGUUCGUGGUUUGCGUGUCUGUUUGUUUUAUUGGCAUCUAAGUUAUCGGCCUGAAUUUUGUUGUACUUUAUAAGGUCUCGGUUUGUAUGUGUGCUUGGUGUGUAAGUGUCCUUGGUUUGUAAGUGUCUUGUUUGAACUUAUGUAAUGGUCUGGAACUUUUAUGUAAAAUAAUUAUGUAAUGAUAAUGUAUUUUGGUGUCUCAAUUAUUGCUUAUUUGUCGUGACAUAACAGGAUGGUUCCGAGACUACAUUCGAUGUGAAUUAUAGUGAAGCAGAUGAUAUGGGUCGCGGGAUAGGUACGCAAGGGGUUGAAGGGCUUUCUCAGACGUCGUAUGUGCCAGGCUUUGAUCCAUCUCAGGACAAAAAAGAAGAAGACUGGUGGACUCCAAUGACUUCGGUCCGAGGUUCAGUGGAUAAUCCAGUAAAGAAAGAAAAGACAGAGAUGAAUACAGCUCCACCGCCGUCACAGUGGGAGAAAUGGUGCAAAAGAAAAGGUCAUGGACUUCAGCUUAGCGAUUCACCAUUGCCAGAAGAUGCUUCUCCGCAGGCGUCACUUUAUUAUAUCUCCGAAGAGUCAUGGAAAGGAUUCACGGAAUGGGCAUUAAAGCCUAUACCUUUAACAAUUGGUCCUACAUGCUUUAAUUUGUCUGUAGCUACAAGAGUAGUAAGUGCUGGAAAAUGGCUUGGAAACGAGGUAAUGAAUCUUGUACUAACCUUUAGUGAAUUUAUCUUCCUAAUACUUCUUAUAUGCUAUAUUACUUAACUUUCAUUGUAAAUUUUUAGGAGAUGGAUGCGGUUAUGUUUAUAUGGCGUGUGAACACUACAUUGAAUCGUUGGGCCCCUCGCCGUGUUGCUUUCAUGAGUGCUAUGUUUUGCCUCCAAGUAGACGCUGCAUACAAGAAGUUUUUACCAAACAAAAAAGCCUAUCAAUUGCCUGAUUUCCUUCUUGGGUACGGCAGAGGAGAGCUUCCAUCUCAUGGGCAGACUGAUCUAGUUUGGGGUGUUGAUGUUGAUCGACUCUACUUUCCUCUGUUUGUAAAUGGUAACCAUUCAGUUCUUUUUACAUCCUAGUAUACAUUUCUUCGUUUACAUAUUUUUGUGGACUCGAACGCAGGUAAUCACUGGGUUGGUGUCUGUGUAAACAUCAUUGAAAGAAAAGUGGAAGUCUUUGAUUGCGGUCGGGGAAAGAACAGACAGUACGUUGAGAAGUUUGCUGCUAUCAUUCCUAGGAUAGUGAAGUCCGUUGCACCACAAGAAAGACAGAAGCAGCUACUCCUCUCAUCAUAUUCUAUCGUGGAUGUGCCUAUGAAGUUGAGAUUGAACAAAAGUUGUUGUGAUUGCGGUGCAUACGCUCUGAAGCACUUGGAAUGCUCGCUGCUUGGUCUUGACGUCAGUUUAGUGGAUGAUGAAAUCAUUAUGGGUUGUAGACAGAAGAUUGGAGUGGACUUAUGGGAGGCUGCACACGACCCCAUCUUUGCUGAGGUUAUGACACGAUAUGUGCCUUCACCAUGGGAGAGGUCUGAGGUCUUUGACCUCGAGGAUGAUUGAUUAACUGUGAUUUUAGUAGUUUGGUUUGUUAGAAUUAGAAAACAACUUUGGCUUUGGUAUUUGAUUUGAAUUAAGAAACAACUCUAGAUUUGAUUUUGUAUAAAUUAUGAAACAACUCUAUAAAGAAUUGUGUGCUACAAAAUCAUAAAACCUGAGGACCCAAACCCUAAACAAACCCUUAA
This is a messenger RNA of Brassica napus (rape), 4093 nucleotides long. RefSeq lists its product as uncharacterized. Lineage: Eukaryota; Viridiplantae; Streptophyta; Magnoliopsida; Brassicales; Brassicaceae. Bases 794 to 2326 code for a protein of 510 amino acids. The record is from RefSeq and is a predicted model, not a curated record. The transcript is spliced from 2 exons.